Molecule: messenger RNA, 2164 nt
Organism: Heterocephalus glaber (naked mole-rat)
Lineage: Eukaryota; Metazoa; Chordata; Mammalia; Rodentia; Bathyergidae
Gene: Chn1
Product: chimerin 1
Biological process (GO): positive regulation of GTPase activity; ephrin receptor signaling pathway; regulation of small GTPase mediated signal transduction
Molecular function (GO): GTPase activator activity; ephrin receptor binding
Source: RefSeq, a predicted model, not a curated record
CGCCGCGGCCCGGCCUCCCGCCUCGCAGCGGCCCCCCGCGUCCCGGCCUACAGCCGGCUCCACCACGCCCCUCGGGCACCCUCUCCCUCCGUGGUGUGGGCGCGUCGGGCCGAUGCGGUGAGCGUGGCCCGCCCGGCAGGAGCGCGCGGACCGGCGGGCGGCGGACGGCGGCCGCGACCAUGGCCCUGACGCUGUUCGAUACAGAUGAAUAUAGACCUCCUGUUUGGAAAUCCUACUUGUAUCAGCUACAACAGGAAGCCCCUCAUCCUCGGAGGAUUACCUGUACUUGUGAGGUAGAAAACAGACCAAAGUAUUAUGGAAGAGAGUUUCAUGGCAUGAUCUCCCGAGAAGCAGCUGACCAGCUCUUGAGUGUGGCUGAGGGGAGUUACCUCAUUCGAGAGAGUCAGAGGCAACCAGGAACCUACACUUUGGCUUUAAGAUUUGGAAGUCAAACCAGAAACUUCAGGCUCUACUACGAUGGAAAGCACUUUGUUGGGGAGAAACGCUUUGAGUCCAUCCACGAUCUGGUGACUGAUGGCUUGAUUACUCUCUAUAUUGAAACCAAGGCAGCAGAAUACAUUGCCAAGAUGACGAUAAACCCAAUUUAUGAGCACGUAGGAUACACAACCUUAAACAGAGAGCCAGCAUACAAAAAACAUAUGGGAGUCCUGAAAGAGACACAUGAUGAGAAAGAUGCCGCAGGCCAGGAUGGGGUGUCAGAGAAAAGGUUGACAUCACUUGUUAGAAGAGCAACUCUGAAAGAAAAUGAGCAAAUUCCAAAGUAUGAAAAGGUUCACAAUUUCAAGGUCCAUACGUUCCGAGGGCCACACUGGUGUGAAUACUGUGCCAACUUCAUGUGGGGUCUCAUUGCUCAGGGAGUGAAAUGUGCAGAUUGUGGUUUGAAUGUUCAUAAGCAGUGUUCCAAGAUGGUCCCAAAUGACUGCAAGCCAGACUUGAAGCAUGUGAAGAAGGUGUACAGUUGCGACCUCACGACGCUUGUGAAAGCACACAUCACUAAGCGGCCCAUGGUGGUAGACAUGUGCAUCAGGGAGAUUGAGUCUAGAGGUCUUAAUUCUGAAGGACUAUACCGAGUAUCAGGAUUUAGUGACCUAAUUGAAGAUGUCAAGAUGGCCUUUGACAGAGAUGGUGAGAAAGCAGAUAUUUCUGUGAACAUGUAUGAAGAUAUCAACAUUAUCACUGGUGCACUUAAACUCUACUUCAGGGAUUUGCCAAUUCCACUCAUUACCUACGAUGCCUACCCUAAGUUCAUCGAGUCUGCUAAAAUUAUGGAUCCUGAUGAGCAAUUGGAAACCCUUCAUGAAGCGCUGAAACUACUGCCGCCUGCUCACUGCGAAACCCUCCGGUACCUCAUGGCGCAUCUAAAGAGAGUGACUCUCCAUGAAAAGGAGAAUCUUAUGAAUGCAGAGAACCUUGGAAUCGUCUUCGGCCCAACCCUUAUGAGAUCCCCAGAACAAGAUGCGAUGGCUGCAUUGAAUGAUAUAAGAUAUCAGAGACUGGUGGUGGAGCUGCUUAUCAAAAAUGAAGACAUUUUAUUUUAAAUUUUUAAUUUGAGGGAAAAGAAAUGUUUUACAGAUGAAGGAUGUUUUAUAGUAAUUUAAUUGGCUCCAUAGCUGAAUUAUUUCUUGGUUAGAGAUUUGGGCAAAUAACCAGAUGAAAAUGAAGGAACUUUCUGUCAUUUCUGUAGCACCACUCUGCUGUCCUUGUAAAACAUGCUUUCCAGUUCUAGUAAUCCUGGGUGUUUAUCAUGAUACGAGAAACUCAAGCUGUAUUGCAUGAUUACCCCCCAUUCGGUAAGGAAACCCCAUGCAACAAACGCAGACCUGCACCUGCUCCACCUCCGUCCUGGGUAGUCUGUGAUUGUAACCCAGCAUGUUUCACAGAGUAAACCUGUUGUGAUUUUCCUUUUGGGGUCCAUGCCAUUGGUUUCUGCUGCUUGUACAAACAUGCGCGUGCACACACAGAUACACUGCACCCCUGGCUGUUGCGUUGCCAUAGACAGUAUCACACGCUGACUUUUCACAAACGAUUUCCAGUUUCUCUCAAGCUCCUCUCUAACAUAGUAUUCUUUCCAGCAAAAGCAAAAUGUGCUUUCAGAUUUGUUACUUUAACAAGUUAUCCUACCAAUAAAAUGUACAACACAGAG